CUACUUAUAAUUUGACUAUUCUGAAAUUUUCAAACAACAAAAACAUAACUUUUAUUCAGACGUUUUUAUUUCAGGGAUUAGUAUAUAGGUGUUUUCAAGAGGAUUUAAGGUGUCUAGAUUUAUAUAUAUACCUGGCCCUGGUAGUUGGAGUUUGUAGAACCAUUUUUGCACGAGGACAGAAAGGAGUAUUAAAUUAAGCUGUGGCAGGUGCUGAUGUGGCUGGCUCAAUUUCUUACUUGCGACGUGGCUGUGUAUAAAGACCAGUCAGCAGCGCAAUUCAACACGCACGCAAACGUCUCUCUACCAUUUUGUUGGAUAGAAAGAGCCGGUUUGAGAGCGAGACAGGAAUUGGUUUUUGAAAGCAUAAGUAAAUAUGAAGUCGCCGUUCAAGGCAGAUAUACUGAGGGGGAAGGUGGCCCUAUUGACGGGAGGUGGGUCUGGAAUUGGGUUCGAGAUCGCCACCCAGUUCGGUAAACAUGGUGCCUCUGUCGCCAUCAUGGGCCGUCGCAUCGACGUCCUUCACUCUGCUGUCUCCACUCUCCAAUCCUUUGGUAUUCCGGCUGUUGGCUUUGAGGGGGAUGUUCGCAAAAAGGAAGAUGCAAAAAGAGUUGUGGACUCAACUGUCAAGCAUUUUGGCAAGAUCGACAUUCUUGUUAAUGCUGCAGCCGGAAAUUUUCUUGUAUCAUCUGAGGAUUUAUCUCCUAAUGGGUUUCGAACAGUGAUGGACAUUGAUUCUGUUGGUACAUUCACAAUGUGCCAUGAAGCACUUGUAUAUCUCAAGAAAGGAGGACCAGGAAGGAGCUCAUCUACGGGCGGAACAAUAUUGAACAUCAGUGCUACUUUGCAUUAUACAGCAUCUUGGUAUCAAAUCCAUGUAUCUGCAGCCAAGGCAGCUGUUGAUGCCAUUACAAGAAAUUUAGCUCUGGAGUGGGGUACUGACUACGACAUCAGAGUCAAUGGAAUUGCACCAGGCCCCAUAGGUGAUACUGCUGGCAUAAGUAAACUAGCACCUGAGGAGAUAAAUAGCAAAGCUAGAGAGUAUAUGCCUUUGUAUAAACUCGGGGAAAAGUGGGAUAUUGCCAUGGCUGCAGUCUAUCUUGCAUCAGAUGCUGGCAAAUACAUCAAUGGAACCACCCUUGUGGUUGACGGUGGACUGUGGUUGAGCCAUCCUCGCCAUCUACCAAAAGAGGCAGUGAAGCAGCUUUCUCGUGUGGUGGAAAGGAAGUCGAAAGCUGCACCAGUUGGGAUUCCAACCAGCAAACUGUAAUCUUGCUGAACACUAGUAGUGGUGGAUAAAUAUAUGGAUCUAAUAGCGUUCCACUUGGAAUGGAGCUACAGCCAGGAAUGCGUACUAUCUUAAAAGAAAACUUGAAUAGCGUUUGAUGUGGAGGGAAGUAAUUUUUAAGUGUCAAAUUGAUUGGCAUGUGCAACUGUCAUAAUGUUUUAAUCUUUCUUAUUUGCUUUGUGGUGAUUGAUGAGGCCACAUUUUACUGUGUCAAGCUCAAUUAAUUAAGUUGGCCUAAAUUAGCUAUAAGGCAAACCACGUCCAACUCAUGGAUUUGGUCCAAUCUAAAGUUCAAGGAGUCCAAGAACAUUAGCUCAUGUGGGAG
This is a messenger RNA of Ilex paraguariensis (yerba mate), 1610 nucleotides long. The record is from the annotation of a GenBank genome assembly. Lineage: Eukaryota; Viridiplantae; Streptophyta; Magnoliopsida; Aquifoliales; Aquifoliaceae.